This is a messenger RNA of Amorphotheca resinae ATCC 22711, 159 nucleotides long. RefSeq lists its product as hypothetical. The record is from RefSeq and is a predicted model, not a curated record. The annotation marks the transcript as partial. Lineage: Eukaryota; Fungi; Ascomycota; Leotiomycetes; Helotiales; Amorphothecaceae. The transcript has a single exon.
GAGCUAUUCACUAUUAAAGGACAAGAGGUUCGACCUAAGACUAGUGUUAAGAUUCUUAGGGUAAUUAUAGACACGAAACUCAAGUAUAAGGAACACAUUACAAGAGCCGCCUCUAAGGGGUUAGAAGCGGCAAUAGAACUAAAACGACUUAGAGGCUUG